CACGUUUGAUACAAGAUGGCGGCGAAGAUCCUGCUGUUGAACAUUUGUAUACUGAGUUUGCAGACCCUGUGGUGCGAGGGUUUCUACAUACCUGGUGUAGCUCCUGUAGAGUUUAACAAAGGGGACGAUGUGGAUGUAAAGGUUGGUAUUAUUUUUAACGGACAUCAGGGGGGUAGUUUUCAAACUAACAGUGUUGAGACCAGUCUAGAAUAUUACAGGUUCCAUUCUGUGAACAGAGGAGGGACAAUAAAGCCAGAAAAUCUCGGUGAAGUGUUAAGAGGAGACAGGAUUGUUUCAACAGCCUACAAGAUUAAGGCACUGGAAGACCAGACUUGUAAAGUACUGUGUCCAGGUGACAGUGCUACCAAGCUGACACUGAAACAGGCCAAGAUCCUCAUUGACUUGAUCAAAAAUGAUUACUAUGUCCAUCUGCUGGUUGAUAAUUUACCAUGUGCUACAAAGUUUGCUCUACUGGACACCAAGGAGAUCCAGUAUGAACAUGGAUACAGACUUGGCUUUGAGAAGGACGGCAAGGCUUACUUGAACAACCACCUGAAGAUUUUGUUGAAGUAUCAUUUUGAUGUCAAUAGCCAGACAAACAGAGUAGUUGGGUUUGAGGUAGCCCCAGAAAGUCGUGCUACUACAGACUACGAGGUUAAGGAUGGAGCAUGUUCAAGUAAAGCCAGCCUUGCUAAAUCUGACCCAACUCCUCUGCUUGUUGAGGCUAAAGAGGGAACGGAAGUACUUUUCACAUAUGAGGUGCAAUGGGAACAGAGUGACAUCAUCUGGGCCUCACGAUGGGACACAUACCUUGCUAUGAGUGAUGUACAGAUUCAUUGGUUCUCCAUCAUUAACUCUGUGGUGGUAGUCUUCUUUCUCUCAGGUAUAUUGACAAUGAUCAUGAUCAGAACAUUGAGGAAAGACAUUGCAAAAUAUAACAGAGAUGAAGAUUUGGAAGAAACCUUGGAAGAGACAGGAUGGAAACUUGUGCAUGGAGAUGUUUUCAGACCACCAAGGUUCAACAAGCUACUGGCUUCACUUCUUGGUGCCGGAAUACAGAUCUUCUUUAUGGCAUUAAUUACAGUUGCAUUUGCGAUGUUGGGUAUGUUGUCACCAGCAUCUAGAGGAGCCCUGAUGACUGCUGCACUCUUCCUCUUUGUCUUUAUGGGGUUAAUUGCUGGGUAUUUUGCUGCAAGAAUUUACAAAACUAUGAAAGGCACACAAUGGAAACAAUCAGCAUUACAGACAGCAACAUUGUACCCUGGUCUGGUGUUUGGAGCAUGCUUCGUACUGAACUUCUUCAUCUGGGGCAAACAUUCCUCAGGAGCUGUACCAUUCACAACAAUGUUGGCUCUACUGUGUAUGUGGUUUGGAAUCUCAGUACCACUUGUGUUCCUAGGAUAUUACUUCGGGUUUAGAAAACAGGCUUAUCAGCAUCCAGUAAGAACCAAUCAGAUUCCAAGACAAGUUCCUGAACAGCAGUGGUACAUGUCACCUGGUCUUAGCAUUCUGAUGGCAGGUAUACUACCAUUUGGAGCUAUGUUCAUUGAACUGUUCUUCAUAUUCACUGCAAUCUGGGAGAAUCAGUUCUACUACCUAUUUGGCUUCCUGUUUUUAGUGUUUGUUAUUCUCAUCAUAUCUGUAUCACAAAUCUCAAUCGUGAUGGUGUACUUCCAGUUGUGUGGUGAGGACUAUCACUGGUGGUGGAGAUCAUUUAUUGUGUCAGGAGGAUCAGCUGUGUAUAUAUUUGCUUACUCAAUAUUCUACUUCAUGACAAAGUUGGAGAUCACAGCUUUUGUAUCAACAUUACUAUAUUUCGGCUACACACUGUUGAUGGUGUUAACAUUCUGGUUGCUAACAGGAAGCGUUGGUUUCUAUGCAGCGUACUGGUUCAUACGAAAAAUUUAUAGUGCCAUCAAGAUAGAUUAACAUCAAAGAGAUCCUAGGAUUUUAACAAAUUUCUUCUUCAUUAUGACUUAGUACACACAUACUCCAGUCUGUAUUAGCAGUCAUGUUUAAGAACACUUACAGCAUCUUAUUAGAAAACAUUUUCAGCAUAAUUUUAGGCUCUGUUACCUGUUAAAAAUGUUCCUGAACAUCUUUUGGGAUACUUACUUCAUUCACAAGUGACAGAUAUAACGCUACAAGAGGAAUUGUUUCUUCACAGGUGGGGGGCGGGGUUCACAAGAGGCAGUGCUUGCUUCACAGGUGGUAGUGCUUCCUUCGCAGGUGGUAGUGCUUCCUUCACAAGAGAAAGUGCUUACUUCACAAAAGGUGAUAUUACAUUUACAAAAGGAUGUGUUUAUCCUAAAGCGAGAAUGUUGACAUCAUGAGGAAAUUUAAAAUUACAAGAGUGAAGGGGAAGUAAUCUUCACAAGACAGUUCUUAAAUAAUGACCGUUAAUACUGCUUGGGCUGUUUUUCUUUUAACACAAUACUUAGAGACUACAGCAUGUAGAGAAAUUACUUCAUCAUAACUGAAGUUCUGUGGGGAAAAAAGUGACGGGGGUUCUAAGUUAUUGAUGAUAGAUAACAAAGUUUUACGUCGUUAUCUUCAACAGUGGGUUGAUUUUAAGGGGUUUUAUUCCAAGACAGGUUGGCAAUAUGUGAUAUAGUGUGUUACAUGUGAAAGGAAGGGAUACCUGUUCUUACAUGUAUGGUGGAAUUCAGUACUUGUCAUGUAUAUAUGCAGUUUUUUGUUGUUUGAUCGAAAUUCUUAUUUCAUUUCACAGAAUUAUGUGUACUUUUUGUCUUAGUUUUGUAUUUCAUAAAUGAACUUGUAUCAUUCUUUCAAAAAAAAUGACAGAAGUUGGAAUGCCUUUUAAAUACAUGUAUCAGUUUUGACAAUAUUAAAUACUAGUUUUGAGAAUAGAAUUGUACUGAACUAUUUGUGAACAGAGUGCAAUAGUUAUCAUUUACAUGCAAAUUCUGAAGUAAAAAUGCGGUCUUACAAUAGGGCUUUCCAAAUUCAUUUAAAAUGCCACACAUAUAUGGUAUUUAUUUUCUUUCAUUAAGAAUUAAUAAAUUAUGUACACACAUUGAUGUCAAACUUUCUUUUAUUUCAUUUACAAUGCUUGCAUUUGAAAUUUACUGAUUAAUUAUAUAUUUACAUAUUUAACACUUUUUCCUGAAUGUGAGAGUAGAGAAGUAGGAAUCAGUUUGCUUACCAGAUUCUGCCUAAUCUAGCUGUCAAGUUUUUUUUGAGUUCCUACUUAUGAAGUCGGUACUAAGUACCGAUACGUCAAUACUUGAUCUAUAUCAAGGCAAAAAGCACUGCAUGAUGAAAUCCGGGUAGUUGGUUCGAUUGAAAUGCCUGCUGAGAUCUCCACCAUUGAAAGCUGGAAAGCUGUUGGAUGAGUUAAACUGCUUCUGUGUUAUUUAAAACCAACAGAACAAAGAAUAUAAGAGUCUUUCACUGGUUGAGGGUACAGCUGGGAAUAUCUGGCUAGAAGGUAACUGUUUAGGCAAUUACAAGGCUCUGUCAAGUUACCACAAAAGAGACGCCCUCAAGCCAGAUAUUUCCAUCCAUACUUCCAACUAGUGGUAGGUUCUUAUUCUUGCCUGCUGUAUUUCUCAAUUGAUGGAAGAA
Messenger RNA from Mercenaria mercenaria, 3588 nucleotides. RefSeq names its product transmembrane 9 superfamily member 4-like. The transcript is spliced from 19 exons. Gene Ontology annotation, cellular component: membrane. The record is from RefSeq and is a predicted model, not a curated record. The coding region runs from base 16 to 1929 and encodes 637 amino acids. Gene Ontology annotation, biological process: protein localization to membrane. NCBI's taxonomy places the organism in Eukaryota, Metazoa, Mollusca, Bivalvia, Venerida, Veneridae.